AUCCUCUCAAUUAAUGCCUGAAACUGCGCAUUAUCCAAUACUUUGGCGCUAACAGGCCAUUCACAAAUAGUCGCUCGUUCGAUUCGCGCACGGGCAUGACGAACGUGGAGCAUGCAGUUUAGCAGACUCACGGCCGCGCCGACAACGCACGCUGCGGCCGCUCGCAUGUCCGGGGAUGACCGACAUGACGAUGCUAUCGCUGCCCGAUCAAACGCCCAGCGAUUCAGCGAUCAUCAGCGAUCUGCGAUAGGCAUCAUAAUGUCAAUCGUAUCCCGAGAUGCUGGGCCUCAAUGCGGGGGCGCCCCUUCAGCCUCUCCGCAUUACGCCUUGAGGCUGCCCGUGCCCCGCAAACUGUUCUGAUCAUUACAUGCAUACGCCUAGUGUCUCCUCAGUACCCCGCCUUUCCGAAUGUGAGGUUUGAUCUCGCUCGGCGACGCGGGGGCCAAUAUGUGCCUGCGGCGUCCCCUCACGCACACAUAAGCGGCAGUACGACGCUACAAGCAAUCGCCCUCAGCAAUGGCCUGGUACGCCGCGCCGCACGCCCGCGUGAACGGGAGGGCACGCAGAGGCACAUUCGCCAAAGUUUACCCAUGAGCGAGGCGCAAAGCGCAGAGAAACCUGUCCGUGCCAUGCUGUAUAGGUCGCGAUCGAGUCGGGCAGGAUGCGGGCCCACUCCCCGAUUUCCGCAACGUGCAUUAUGUGCAACUGCGGUCCCAAGUCACACUGUCCAGCAGAUAGAAGGCCGCGAGUGCGAUCGGAGCACCGAGCCAAACUUCAUCGACACCCCUUGGCGGGUAUUCGCGUAUGGUAAAGUUCCAGCGUUGGGGCCCUAAUUGUGCGGUGAAGAGCUCUGCUGGUUGUCGUGGACAUGGCU
Cutaneotrichosporon oleaginosum is the source of this 874-nucleotide messenger RNA. RefSeq lists its product as uncharacterized. Lineage: Eukaryota; Fungi; Basidiomycota; Tremellomycetes; Trichosporonales; Trichosporonaceae. The record is from RefSeq and is a predicted model, not a curated record.